Messenger RNA from Heterobilharzia americana, 2517 nucleotides. The record is from the annotation of a GenBank genome assembly. Lineage: Eukaryota; Metazoa; Platyhelminthes; Trematoda; Strigeidida; Schistosomatidae.
AUGACGGCGGGUAAAAAGAGCAAGCGCGAUGAUAUAUCGGCUGCUGAUACUUUUGAUGAAGUGGUGAUUGGCUUGCACCAAGCAGAGUCAGCUGUACUAAUGCUGAAGAGCCCUGAGGAUGAUGUUAAGACGCGAGCUUGUGAAGCCUUAUAUAGAUUUUCGAACAAAAGUGAUGAUAACAAAAAGGCUGUAGUCUCGCUUAACGUUCUGGAAUAUCUUCAGCCACUAAUUAAGGACGAAAAUAAGGUGGUGAAAAGAAAUGCAGUACUUGUUUAUGGGGUUUUAUCAUCGCUCCCUACUGCACGAUCUAUCAUAAGGAAGCUACCAAAUAUAAUAGCAGAUCUUCUGAAGCUUUUAGAUCAAGAAGAGUUCGAGACCACAAAGGAGUUUGCUACUAUGACUUUGUCGCACUUGUGCUUGGAAUAUGUUGGUAUAAAUGAUCUCAUAGAACACAAGUGCCUUCCAACAAUCAUACCCUGCCUGAAGUCACCUGAUCCAGAUGUGCAGAAAAAUUCCUUAGACAUAUUAAAUAUGCUUAUGCAGGAUUUUGAGGCGCGCCCAAUGCUGAAAGCUGCUGAAGGCUUAGAGACUUUGACUGGAUUACUGACUUCUGAAUACCCAGUUAUUCAGGAUUUAGUGCUUAAAACAUUUGCCAGAGCAACUCAGGAUAGUUUAAUAAGAACGGCACUGAGGGAUAUGAACGCAUUGGAUGCAUUUGUCGAUAUUAUUGGCAUUCCAGAAUUUAAUGAUGUACAUGUUUCCACUUUACAAGUUAUCGCUAACCUCCUAGAUGAUAUUGAAUGCGUUAAACACUUACUAAGUCAUGGAAGCCUUCAAACAUUGUUACAUUUUAUCACAGAUCGUCAAGUUUACAAUGAAAGUGAUAUUAAGGCGAAUUCUGCCAACCAACAGCAAGGCGGUAAAGGCGAAUCUGAGGGAAGAAAGGAUGAUGAAAAGCCACCGUCAAAUACUCUUCCGGAGGCAAAAAUUCAUACAUGCAAUGCACUCAUGAGAGCUGCUUGCAAAGAAGAGACGCGAAAAAUUCUACAUGAUGCAGAUGUUGAACGAAUGCUGGUAUCUUUAUUAUCUCAUGAAGAUGAAGGUGUACGAGCUGCAUCAGCUCAAGUUAUCGCUGUUUUGUCAGAAAGUGCAAUAUGCCAGGACAGAAUAGCUGAAUUAGGUGGUCCAGAAUUACUGAUACGUAUGACUCGAAGUGAUCAUCGUGAACUGAAAUCAGCUGGAGCUACAGCAUUGGCUGCUUUAACUACCGGCAAUGGAUCGAUUUGCAGAGAAGUGGCAAGUCGAAAUUCUGGUAUUGAAGCCCUCGUAAGUUGUUUACAUAUGCAUGACCCAGAAGUCGAUUCAAUCACUGUGGGUGGUUUAGUAGCACUAACAAAUUUAGCCCUUGAAGAAACUACUCGAUUGAAAGUUUUACACUCAAUGACAGCCAAACUAUUUGUGUCAACUUUAAAUUCAAGUUCAGUUCUAACUCAAGCAAAAGCUGCAUUGGCCGUGGCCUCAAUAAUCUGUGAACCUAAUACUGUACAACAAUUUCGUCAUCUUGGUGGUUUAUCAAGUUUAAUUAGUUUAGUUCAAUCAUCAAAUAAUGAUGUACGCCGUGCAGCAUGUUGGGCAGUUGCUACACUUGCUGCUGAUCAUACCGUCGCUAUGACAUUGUCACAGUUAGAUGGUAUAACUAUUUUGCAAAACUUGAAUGAAUCAGUAUCACGAAAAAAUGCUUUCACUGAAUUGGCUUUAAAACGUGUACUUGAUGCCAAUUUAAUGGCUAAGUUUUCACUAACUGGUUACUUAGACUUUACAGAUCAUAUACCAGAUUUAUUUUAUGAUCCGGGUCAAGUAACAAGUCCAUCAUUGUUUCUUACGCUGGAUGAAUACAAUGAUCAGUCUGUGAAUGAUCGCCGACCAGUAUUUUUGAUAAAUAUACAAAAAUGCAUCAGUUCGUCAUUAGAUUAUGGCCAAUCCCAGAUGGCAAGUGAUGCAAAAACUGAUGAUUUCAGACAAGAUGAAAUAAGUAAUUUCAGUGACAAUAAAUAUCCUUUUGAUUCUACACUGUAUAACUGGUUGAAUGCAGCAGUUAUACAAGUUACACCGCUGAAUAAUAUAAGAGAGCAAAUAAAGUCUUUAGGAGAAUUCAUCGCUUCUUGUUAUGGAGGGGCAAUCAGUAAAGAUGAGCAAAUUUCCUUCAGAAAUGAAUUAUCUGUGGCCCAGCUACGUUGCCAACUCAAUUCGAACUUAAUACCAUUGGGACUAAUUAAACAAGGAUCCUUUAUUCAUCGCGCUCUAGUUUUUAAGCUGUUUGCUGAUCGAAUCGGAUUACCAACCAAUUUAAUACGUGGGACGUAUGGACACUCUUACAACGAAGUAUUACUGGAACCAGAAAAUAGAAAUUCUGGAUUGCACAAAGACUUAUAUAUUGUCGAUCUAAUGUUUCAACCAGGAAGUUUAUUGAAAGCGUCUACAAGUGAAGCAUUCGAGUAUAUUAGUAUAGCAUGUUAA